Molecule: messenger RNA, 969 nt
Organism: Jatropha curcas
Lineage: Eukaryota; Viridiplantae; Streptophyta; Magnoliopsida; Malpighiales; Euphorbiaceae
Biological process (GO): abaxial cell fate specification; regulation of DNA-templated transcription
Cellular component (GO): nucleus
Molecular function (GO): transcription cis-regulatory region binding
Source: RefSeq, a predicted model, not a curated record
CAACUCUUCUUUUUUCACAUUCUCUUUCUCUCUCUCUCCCUCUUGACAGACAAUGAAAAGUAGAACCUCUCCAUCCUCUUCUCUUCACAAUUAUGAUCCAAGAGUUACAAGGAGGCGAAUUGGUGAUAAUCUCUCUGGUAUAACCCUCAAAUCUCCCAUGGUUAGGCCUUAUGUUCGAUCAAAAAUGCCUCGCCUUCGAUGGACUCCUGAUCUUCACCACUGCUUUGUACAUGCAGUCGAAAGGCUUGGCGGAGAAGACAGAGCUACUCCGAAGAUGGUUUUGCAGAUAAUGAAUGUGAAGGGCCUCACCAUAUCUCACGUAAAGAGCCAUCUUCAGAUGUACAGGAGCAUGAAGCAUGAGCAGAUGAUACAAGAAGCAGCUAUUGCAGCGAAGAAGAAUGAGAAGGCAAGUGGGAUUCACCAUUCAAACUAUUUUUCACACCUGCUAGACUCGACUUGUUGCCAGCAGAAUCAUCAGUUGAAAGAAAAGGGAUUCAUUAACAAUGCAUCUGUACUCUAUCAAGGCCAUGGAGCUCAAGAUAGCCCCACCAACAGGGUUGCUCUUAUGAACACUACCAUGUCAGUACAAAGGAAACAAAAGGGAGAAAUGUGGAUUGGCAACAAGUCGCUGACUGAAUCAUUCUCACAUGAACAAGUAAAAAGCAAGGAAUGGGAGCAGAAGAGGACUGAUUCUUAUAUCAUCUUCAACGACAUUCUUCUCAAAAGAUGCACUACUCAAGAGUCCAAUGGAGAAGAUAAUAAUAUGGCAUCAUCAGUAGAUGGUACUGAGUGGGAUAAAAAUCAUGAAGAUUUUGUUGAGAUUGCAAAGAGAGAAGAAGCUGACAAAAUGUCUUUAUUACUAAAGCCCAAAGCAUCAGUUGAGUCAUUGUUGAAGCUCAAGAAAGCUGAGAAUUUAUAUGUGGAAGAUGUUUCUCUUGAGCUCACUCUUGGUUAGAAAAAAAAAAAAAA